Molecule: messenger RNA, 513 nt
Organism: Magnusiomyces paraingens
Lineage: Eukaryota; Fungi; Ascomycota; Dipodascomycetes; Dipodascales; Dipodascaceae
Exons: 3
Coding region: 1-513 (170 amino acids)
Biological process (GO): tRNA wobble adenosine to inosine editing
Cellular component (GO): cytoplasm; nucleus
Molecular function (GO): tRNA-specific adenosine-34 deaminase activity; zinc ion binding
Source: RefSeq, a predicted model, not a curated record
AUGAGCAUUAAAGAUACAGGGUCUGAUCAUUUCAAGCAUAUGCAAGAGGCUCUGGAGAUGGCAACCAGACAUGCAGAAUUCUUAGCUAUCGAUGAAGCAUUGAAGGACCAAGACAGUAAUAACGAUGUAAUUUCUGAAUGUGAUCUUUAUGUGACAGUAGAGCCAUGUGUUAUGUGUGCAUCAGCGCUACGGCAGCUUCGAAUCCGACGUGUAUUUUUUGGAUGUGCUAACGAUCGAUUCGGUGGAUGUGGUAGUGUGCUAUGGAUCAACCAAGGUCCUGGUCCUGAUCCCGAGUACAAAUGUUAUCCUGGGUUUUACCGUGAAGAAGCCAUCAUGCUGCUGCGCAAGUUUUAUGUUCAAGAGAAUGAAAAGGCGCCGGUACCACAUACUAAGAAAGUGCGUGAACUCAAGUACAAUAUUGAAACCAUGAGUUAUAAACAUUACGUACAAAGCUUGGAGGAGUUUAUACAAGUAUAUGGAAAAGAAAAUAAAGAGAUUUAUAUUAAUUCUUAA